Messenger RNA from Fraxinus pennsylvanica, 1422 nucleotides. The record is from the annotation of a GenBank genome assembly. Lineage: Eukaryota; Viridiplantae; Streptophyta; Magnoliopsida; Lamiales; Oleaceae.
AUGGAAGUUUUAGCUCUAGCCCUUGUUAUAUUCACUUUUUCAAUCACCAUUUUCGGCUUCAGGCGCUGGUCAGACCGCGAUACCAAGCUUCCGCCCGGUAGCUUCGGUUGGCCCGUGGUCGGAGAAACUAUACAAUUUUUGUUCGGCAAGCCGGAAAAGUUUGUUGGCGAUAGAAUGAAAAAGUAUUCUCCGGACAUUUUCAAGACGAAGAUACUUGGAGAGAAAACUGCUGUUAUUUGUGGGCCAAAUGGUCACAAGUUUCUGUUCUCUAAUGAACAAAAGUACUUUGCUGCAUUUCGUCCUCACCCAAUGCAAUACAUCUUCCGUUCAUACCAAACCAAAGCGCCUGCUGCAAAGCCCCCAGAAGUGCCGCGCGACGAGACUAAAGUUUUGCGGCAGCCUGGAUUUCUUAAGCCCGAAGCCUUGAUCCGAUUCUUGGGUAAAAUGGACUCGAUGACACAACUACAAUUGCAAACUCACUGGGAAGGCAAGGAUGUCGUCAAAGCCUACCCACUUGCCAAGACCAUAACUCUAGCACUCGCUUGCCGAUUCUUUAUGGGCACGGACAACCCGGACCGCAUCGCUAGACUCGUUCAACACUUCGACGAUAUUACUGUCGGUAUGCAUUCGAUCAUGUUAAACAUUCCAGGGACCAUAUUUCAUCGUGCAAACAAAGCUGCGGCCGCCAUUCGUACGGAACUCAUGAGCGUGAUCAAGGAGAAGAAAGAUGCAAUGGAAUCAGGGGUUAAAAUGCAAGAUAUUUUGUCCCAUAUGAUUGUUAUAACUGAUUCCAGUGGAAAAUUCAUGCCUGAGGCUGAAAUUGCUGAUAAAGUAAUGGGAUUGCUUGUUGCUGGAUAUAGUACAGUUGCAACUACAAUAACUUUCUUGAUGAAAUAUGUUGGCUUAAAUCCAGACGUCUAUGAAAUGAUCCGAGCUGAGCAAAUGGAAAUAGCAUCAUCCAAGAAGGCAGGCGAAUUGUUAGAAUGGGAAGACAUGCAAAAAAUGAGGUAUUCUUGGAAUGUAAUAUGUGAAACAAUGAGACUGGUUCCACCACUUCAAGGCACAUUCAGACAAGUUCUGACUGAAUUUACCUAUGCUGGCUACACAGUGCCAAAGGGUUGGAAGGUGUAUUGGACGGUGAGCACAACAAACAUGGACCCAAAAUAUUUUCGAGAUCCUCAAAAAUUUGAUCCUUCAAGAUAUGAAAACGGUGAAGCCCAUGCUCCAUACACUUAUGUUCCAUUUGGAGGAGGGCCGAGAACUUGUCCUGGAAAAGAGUAUGCUCGGCUAGCCAUACUUGCUUUCAUACAUAAUUUGGUGAAGUAUUACAAGUGGGAAGUAAUGGAUCCUCUUGAGAAGGUCAAUGGUGAUAUGAUGCCUACACCGGAGAAAGGUCUUCCAAUCCGUCUUCAUCGCAUCUAG